Hypoxylon fragiforme is the source of this 1163-nucleotide messenger RNA. RefSeq names its product carbon-nitrogen hydrolase. Gene Ontology annotation, molecular function: hydrolase activity, acting on carbon-nitrogen (but not peptide) bonds, in linear amides. The coding region runs from base 140 to 1021 and encodes 293 amino acids. The record is from RefSeq and is a predicted model, not a curated record. The transcript has 2 exons. NCBI's taxonomy places the organism in Eukaryota, Fungi, Ascomycota, Sordariomycetes, Xylariales, Hypoxylaceae.
CUAACGGUCCUAACCUAGUAAAUUGUAAUGCUGCCAGCCUACCCGCUUCCUUUAUCUAUUUUUCUGACAAUCAAAAUAUUUGAAGCUCUCAAAAAAAGGAUAGCAUUCCAUAGGUAGUUCUCGGAGUACAAAUGCUGAAAUGACACCAUGUCAUAAAAUAGCCCUUAUUCAGCUUUAUCCUCAGCCUCUCUCAGCCGCUGAGAAUUUUGCCAAAGCCGAAUCUUUCAUCAAAGAAGCUGCCCGCGAGGGAUGCCACCUGGCUGUUCUGCCCGAAUAUCACCUUACCUCAUGGGUUCCAGAUGAACCAACUUUCAAGGAGUCAUGUGCGGAGUCAGCUUCUUACCUGAAAAGGUACCAGGAGCUAGCCAAGGAAUUUCGCAUUUGCAUUGUACCUGGCACGAUCGUCGAGGUAGUGGACAAUUUCUUGCACAAUAUCGCAUAUUUCAUAUCCUCGGACGGCGAAGUGCUAGGUCGAUAUCAGAAGAAGAAUCUCUGGCACCCAGAGCGGCGGCAUCUGGUGUCAUCAGCUCAAGAGCCACAUAAAGCCUUCGAUACGCCGUUAGGGCGGGUGGGGCUGCUGAUAUGUUGGGACAUGGCCUUCCCCGAGGCAUUCCGGGAGCUCAUCUCCGAUGGCGCACAGAUAAUAUGCGUCCCUACUUUCUGGAGCAUGAAGGAUGUGUCCGACGAAGGCUACGCCCUUAACCCGGACGGCGAGGCGUUGUUCUUGAAUAGCACUGUCAUCAGUCGCGCAUUCGAAAACACAUGCGCCAUCGUGUUUGUCAACGCGGGCGGCCCGCCGGGAAAGGGAGAGAAGACGAAUUUUGCGGGGUUAAGCCAAAUUGGUGUGCCACAUGUGGGUGCGCUUGGGAAGAUGGGACGUUCUGAAGGUAUGUCUAUUGUGGAAUUGGAUAUGAAUGUGCUGAAGAUUGCGGAAGACAACUAUAAGGUUAGGAAGGAUAUGAAGAAUGAAGGAUGGCAUUAUGCUUAUACUCGGAUGAGGGAUGAAGUACCUAAGCUGUAGUUCCAUCAAUUGAUACUAUUGACGUAUGCACCUAGGGUAUUAGGUAGGUACCUACAUAGUACUUGCAUCAAUGAUAGGUACUAGGUAGUCAAGUAUGCACAUAACCUGGAAUUUAAAAAGAAACCCGACUGCUGUCCCGCCG